AUGGAUCAAAAGCGUAAGGAAUUCUUUGACUUGAAACAUGGCCGCAUUACGGUCACUGAAUAUGAAAGAGAGUUCGUCCGGCUUAGUAAGUACGCUCAGGAGUGUGUAUCCUUCGAGGCCAAGAUGUGUAGAAGGUUCGAAGAUGGACUUAAUGAGGACAUUAGACUGUCAUUGGGUGUCCUUGAGUUGAAAGAGUUCAUAGUACUCGUUGAUCGGGCCUUUAAAGUUGAGGAAUUAAUCAAGGGAAAGAAGAAAACUAAAGCAAAAACUAGAGAUGUAAGGAAGAGACAUGCGAGCAAGAAACAAGAUUUGGAUUUUAAGUCUCAGGCUACAUCAGUGGCUAACGUGGACAAUGUCAGAUCUUCCAAACUUGAAUGCCAGCAUUUUGGUCGAAAUCUUUUCGGCAAGUGUAGAAUGAACGAUGGAUCCUAUUUUCGAUGUGGUUCUCAAGACCACUUUAUUAAAGAUUGCCCUGAAAUGACUGAUAAAGAGAAAUUUCAGAGUACAAGGCCAAGUGGCAUCAAUUUUAAAGGAAAACCUCAGAAGAAUGUUAGAGUUGGGGCUGGUAGCAUGAAUGUGACGAGAGACACUACCGUAAAGUCUAAAGCUAGAGCUCCGGCUAGAACCUAUGCCAUACGUGCACGUGAAGAUGCAUCUUCUCCUGAUGUGAUCACCAAUACAUUCUCUCUCUAUGAUAAUACUGUUAUUGCUUUGGUUGACCCUGGUUCUACUUAUUCGUAUGUGUGCAUGAAGUUGGUGUUGAGCACGAAUAUGCCUGAAUCGGAGUUGAAGGUUGACUCAGUAUCGGUUGUAAGUGAAUAUGUGGAUUUAUUCCUUGAAGAAUUGCCAGGGUUACCCCCUAAUAGAGAUGUUAAAUUUGGUAUAGAGCUAAUGCUAGGGACCACACCUAUUUCGGUUGCUCCGUAUCGGAUAGCCCCGAUUGAGCUGAAAGAACUAAAGUCACAGUUGCUAGAAUGA
Messenger RNA from Gossypium arboreum, 978 nucleotides. RefSeq lists its product as uncharacterized. NCBI's taxonomy places the organism in Eukaryota, Viridiplantae, Streptophyta, Magnoliopsida, Malvales, Malvaceae. The coding region runs from base 1 to 978 and encodes 325 amino acids. The transcript has 3 exons. The record is from RefSeq and is a predicted model, not a curated record.